AUGGAUCCCUACGACAGUGACUCCAGUUUGGAUGAAGACUUCACCGAUACCGGUGUUCUUCUAGGCUAUGCUGCUGAGGAUGUCGUCGAAGAUGUAAUCAGCCAUCUUGGAGGCUGGCCUAAAUGGCUUGAUGAUGCCUCCCCGGCACCUGGUGACUUUGCCAAUUGCAAAGUUUGCAACAGCCCAAUGCUGCUCCUCCUCGAAUUGCACGCCGACCUGCCCGAUCAUUUCCCAACCGACGAAAGACGCCUAUACAUAUUUGGCUGCCCCAGAAAACCCUGCAACCGCAAACCAGGCAGUAUAAGAGCAUUCCGUGCAGCGCGCAAAUUCAUCGUCGGCGAACAGAACAGACAGGUUGAAGCGAAAGCAGAGGAAACCAAGCCCGUCGCAUCAGAGCAACCCAAGCAGGACCUGGGUGCAAGCCUGUUCGGCGCAACAAACCUGACAAGCAAUGUCACCUCCAAUCCGAACCCCUUCUCAUCAGCUUCGGGCCCAACACCCGCAGGAAGCAACCCCUUCGCAACCCCAGUCCAGGCAACGGCACCUACAACCGAGAAGCCCACCGUGUCUGAAAGCGCCCUGGCCUCAACUUUCGCCGACAAAGUGCGCAUCUCCUCACCGGCCCCCUCGGCCGCGACAAAGAAAACACCAGAAUCGAGCACAACGGCGCCCUGGCCCGCGCAGUCCGCCUUCCCUCCGCCGUAUAAGAAUUUCUUCCUAGACGCAGAAUACGAGACUCUCUCGACUCCGUCUACACCCACAGUGCCAGAUAAUGUGCAGAUCGAACCAAUGGAAGAAGAAGGUGCGGGCGGCCCCGAGCUCAAGGACACCUUCGAGUCCGAGCUCGACAAGGACUUUAUGAAGUUCUCCAUGCGCCUCGAGCACAACCCGGAGCAAGUGCUGCGGUAUGAGUUCCUUGGUACACCACUGCUGUACUCGACCAGCGAUGAAGUCGGUACCCGUCUGCAUGCUCACAGUGCUUCUAAUGCCAAGAUCACCACAACCGGUGCAGGGAGCAUGCCAGCUUGUGAAUACUGUGGAAGUCAGCGUGUGUUCGAGUUCCAGCUUGUGCCGCAUGCUAUCAGCAUGCUUGAGGAGGGGCGUGCUGGUGUUGGUCUUGGAAAGGACGAUGCGGGCAUGGAGUGGGGCACUAUCAUCAUGGGAGUCUGUGGUAAGAACUGUACGCCGCAGGAGCUGGGCGUUACUGGGUGGCGGGAGGAAUGGGCUGGAGUGCAGUGGGAGGAGACGCGGUAG
This is a messenger RNA of Penicillium coprophilum, 1254 nucleotides long. Its product is annotated as small subunit rRNA maturation protein TSR4. The record is from RefSeq and is a predicted model, not a curated record. The transcript is spliced from 2 exons. Gene Ontology annotation, cellular component: cytoplasm. Lineage: Eukaryota; Fungi; Ascomycota; Eurotiomycetes; Eurotiales; Aspergillaceae. Gene Ontology annotation, biological process: maturation of SSU-rRNA. The coding region runs from base 1 to 1254 and encodes 417 amino acids.